Hypomesus transpacificus is the source of this 3800-nucleotide messenger RNA. Its product is annotated as sodium- and chloride-dependent taurine transporter-like. The coding region runs from base 126 to 2015 and encodes 629 amino acids. The transcript is spliced from 15 exons. The record is from RefSeq and is a predicted model, not a curated record. Gene Ontology annotation, cellular component: plasma membrane. NCBI's taxonomy places the organism in Eukaryota, Metazoa, Chordata, Actinopteri, Osmeriformes, Osmeridae. Gene Ontology annotation, molecular function: taurine:sodium symporter activity. Gene Ontology annotation, biological process: neurotransmitter transport; taurine transmembrane transport; sodium ion transmembrane transport.
UGUCUUUAGCUGAGGGGCGGGCCAUGCUGUCAGCUUCACUUCUCGUGAGCUGUGUUGGCAUAAAGGCAUUCAGUACAGAGGAAUGGUGACAGCUGAGGGAGAGCCACCCUACACAUAGUACAGCCAUGAAGGAAAUCAUGGCACAGAAAGAGAAGCUCCAAUGUCUGAAGGACUUCCAUAAGGACACCUUGAAACCGUCACCAGGAAAGAGCCCAGGCACGCGGCCGGAGGAUGAGGCGGAGGGCAAGCCACAACAGAGGGAGAAAUGGGAUAGCAAGCUCGACUUUGUCCUGUCUGUGGCCGGAGGCUUUGUUGGUUUAGGGAACGUCUGGCGAUUCCCAUACCUCUGCUAUAAGAAUGGUGGAGGUGCUUUUCUCAUCCCCUACACCAUCUUCCUGUUUGGGGGAGGUCUGCCGGUGUUCUUCCUGGAGGUGGCUCUGGGCCAGUUUACUUCUGAGGGAGGCAUCACCUGCUGGGCUAAGCUCUGUCCCAUCUUCACUGGUAUUGGUUAUGCCUCUGUUGUGAUCGUCUCUCUACUGAACAUCUACUACAUCGUGAUCUUGGCCUGGGGACUCUACUACCUGUUUCAGUGCUUUCAGCCUGACCUCCCCUGGGCCAAAUGCAAUCAACCUUGGAACACAGUAAACUGUGUGGAGGACACAGUCCGCAAGAACAAGACACUCUGGCUGGCUGCCAAUAUCACCAACUUCACCUCCCCCGUUACUGAAUUCUGGGAACGCAAUGUUCUGAGUAUCUCCUCUGGGAUUGAAGAUAUUGGCCCUGUGAAGUGGGACCUGGCGCUGUGUCUGCUGGCCGUGUGGGUCAUCUGCUUCUUCUGCAUCUGGAAGGGAGUCAGGUCCACUGGGAAAGUGGUGUACAUCACAGCUACUUUCCCCUUCGUCAUGCUUAUUGUGCUGCUGGUGCGAGGAGUUACUUUGCCUGGAGCAGCUGAAGGGAUCAAAUUCUACCUGUAUCCUAACCUGACCCGUCUUCAGGACCCUGAGGUUUGGAUUGAUGCAGGAACCCAGAUUUUCUUCUCCUAUGCCAUCUGCCUGGGGGCUAUGACGUCACUGGGGAGCUACAACAAAUACAAAUACAACUGCUACAGGGACUGUUUGCUGCUGGGAGGCCUCAACAGCGGUACCAGUUUUGUGUCUGGCUUCGCAAUAUUUUCCGUCCUGGGCUUCAUGGCACAAGAGCAAGGGGUGAACAUUGCCGAUGUGGCAGAGUCAGGUCCUGGUCUGGCUUUCAUUGCCUACCCUAAGGCAGUGUCAAUGAUGCCCCUGCCUACCUUCUGGGCUGUGCUCUUCUUCAUCAUGCUUCUCCUUCUUGGCCUGGACAGUCAGUUUGUUGAAGUGGAAGGACAGAUCACCUCUCUUGUUGACCUGUAUCCAUCCCUCCUAAGGAAGGGUUACCGACGCGAGAUCUUUAUAGCUGUUAUGUGUUCCCUAAGCUAUCUUCUGGGACUUACCAUGGUAACAAAAGGUGGCAUGUACGUGUUUCAACUCUUUGACUACUAUGCAGCCAGCGGUGUGUGCCUUCUGUGGGUUGCAUUCUUUGAAUGUAUUGCUGUAGCCUGGGUUUAUGGCGUUGAUAAUUUCUAUGAUGCGAUUGAGGAUAUGAUUGGCUACAGACCAAACGCUUGGAUGAAAUGGAGCUGGACCUUUAUCACUCCCAUUCUCUGUAUGGGCUGCUUUGUCUUCUCGUUGGUAAAGUACAAGCCCCUGACCUACAACAAGGUGUAUGAGUACCCAGACUGGUCCAUCGGCCUGGGCUGGUGUCUGGCCCUCGCCUCCAUGAUGUGCAUCCCAAUGGUGGUGGUCAUCAAGAUCCUUCAGUCUGACGGACCACUGAUUGAGAGGAUCAAGGCGGUGGCCGCCCCUGUGAAAGGAGGAGCGAGUUCUCGCCCCAAAGAGUACAGUGUGAAGGGCAGCGAGCUCACCCAACCCCUGGACCCCAACGGGAACAACGGCCUGAUCAAGCCCACCCACACCGUUGUAGAGACAAUGAUGUGAGCGCUCUCUGUGAGAGGAGAUUUGAAGACAGAGAAGGAAGCAUUCGGUCUCAAGAGGCUUUUUGGAACAAUCAAAUCAUGAUGGGAUAACAUGGGUCAUCUGGUUUUGCACAGAGUUGUGGAGUCCAUGCACGCUGUCAUUGAAGGAUAAAAAGGUAACAUACCAACUUAGAUCUCUGAAAUUCCUGAUUUUCUUUCAAAGAUUCUCCUUUUUACUCAAAUUGUUAAACUGAUAUAAUCAUGUUAUGAAAAAAAUCGUAUUACAUUACAAAUGCAAAAUAGAAAAAUCUGCCAAGUGUUUUUUUUAUCAAUAAAUUGAAUCUAAUGUUAGAAUGUCAGCUAGAUCUGCUCAUUAGCAUUAAGCACUGUGAUUAAAUUACGUCACAUUAAACAUUGUUUCAUUGAGCAAGUGCUUCUAGGAAUCACAUGCACUCACCCCAAAAAUAGAAGACUUUAUUUAAAUUGAAUGUAUUCCUCCUUUCCCUCAUGCCCCCUCGGACUGUCAGCAUUAGAACUCAUUGACACUUUUAGUACACCAUCUUGGCUGUCUCCUCUGCUAUCAAUCCCUCAGCAGUGGCAGGUGGAAAGCAUGUUGACAUCUGUUCCACACAAACAUGACAGGAUUAUUUUCUGCCAUCACCAGUAAAGAGUGCAGGGACUGAGGAAAGCCUGUUCUGUCUGUCAAUUGACAUCAUACAAUAUAGAGGUGAUCCUAGGUUAUCAGAAGGUCUGACAUAGUCAUGGUCUGUCUGUGUGAUUAACAACUACCCAAUCGAACAUCACCCCCUGCAAGGUUCCUCCUUGGGAUACAAUAAAUGAGAUAGAUGAAGGCCAAAUAAAAGGGGGAAGGGGACAAAACUUCCUAAUGUCUUUAUUUGAAUAAAAAGCAAUAAAUACAUUUCUUGUAUUUGAAUACAAUUCUGUAUACAGUAAAUCUCACAAGCCAAUUUUCAUUUGAAUAGGUUUAGUUACCAACUCAAAUGCCUUGGAGGACAUCAGGAGAGAUUGAACAAUGUGACCAAAACACUACAUAGGAAACAUUCAGCAUCACAUCUGAAAUACAGUAACCACACGUGCAUGUCAGUCAGAUGAUAAAAACACUGUACUUGAAACAACUCUAAAAGAGAAAUCCAAUAUCAUCAAAAUUUACCAUUAAAAUAAAAAUGGGCCUCUUUAAACAACAUGCAACAUUUUGACAGGAAAUAAUAUUACAAUUUAGUUUUUCCCCAGAGGAUUAAUAGGCAUCUCUCAGCUCUAAAUGGGACAGAAUGAGUCGGCAAUCUCAUCACAUCUUUACACCAGCCAAUAUAUGAAAUGAAAGAAAUAAUCUUAUUUUCACCGAGGCAGAUGGGUAAGCAGGCCAGUUGUGUAACGUCAGCGCAGUAUAAAAAUACACAAUGUCAUGAUAAAAUGGAAAAGCACUUGCAAGGUUUCUUUGGGCAAAACAGAGAUGUCAAUUGUUCAGCACACUAAUGUUCUGAAAUUCCCUUAAUGAACAAUGACAGCUUUGAACUGGGGAGAAAUCCUAUACAUGCACACACAUGGGAGGGAGCCAUCGUGAAGAAGGGCAAUGAGAAAAGAAUCAUGUGGAGGGCAUGGGGCCUCAGAGGAAGCAUGAAUAGUUGAAAAGUAAAACAAUAAAAUCAUUCAUCAUUUAAACUGAAAGGUAGGUCACUACACGUCGAGGGCAAGACCGGGGCCGGUAAGCUACUGUGAGCCAUUAUGAUCCAAUGCCUUGAGAGACAACUAUUUACACAAAACACAGACAAUGGAGGUGAAAUCAAAA